Molecule: messenger RNA, 816 nt
Organism: Lasiosphaeria miniovina
Lineage: Eukaryota; Fungi; Ascomycota; Sordariomycetes; Sordariales; Lasiosphaeriaceae
Product: ribosomal protein S8e/ribosomal biogenesis NSA2
Exons: 12
Coding region: 1-816 (271 amino acids)
Biological process (GO): maturation of 5.8S rRNA; maturation of LSU-rRNA
Cellular component (GO): nucleolus; preribosome, large subunit precursor
Source: RefSeq, a predicted model, not a curated record
AUGGUAAGGGAUAUCCGCAUUGCGACACUUCCACCCCAAAAUGAACAUAUUGAGAGGCACACGAAGCUCUUCGGCAAGCGGCUGGACACCGAGGAGCGGGCGCGCAAGAAGUUGGCGCGUGAGGGCCACAAGCAGAGCGAGAAUGCGCAGAACCUGCGCGGCCUGCGGGCCAAGCUCUACGCCAAGGAGCGCCACUCGCAGAAGAUCCAGAUGCGCAAGAAGAUCAAGCAGCACGAGGAGCGCAACAUCAAGGGUGCCGCCGACGAGAAGGAGCCUGCGAACCCCAUCCCCUCGUAUCUGCUAGACCGAGCGAACCCGACGAACGCGAAGGCGCUGAGCUCCCAAAUCAAGAACAAGCGUGCUGAAAAGGCUGCCCGCUUCUCAGUACCGAUUCCCAAGGUGAAGGGAAUCAGCGAGGAGGAGCUGUUCAAGGUCGUCAAAACGGGCAAGAAGAUUGCAAAGAAAGGAUGGAAACGUGUUGUCACAAAGCCGACUUUCGUUGGGCCCGACUUCACAAGACGGCCAGUCAAAUACGAACGCUUCAUCCGGCCUAUGGGUCUGCGUUAUAAGAAGGCGAAUGUUACGCACCCGACAUUGAACGUGACAGUGCAACUCCCCAUUCUGGGAGUAAAGAAGAACCCCAAUAACCCUCUAUACACACAACUUGGCGUUUUGACUAAGGGCACCAUUAUCGAGGUCAACGUGUCCGAUUUGGGAAUUGUCACGGCAUCGGGCAAGAUUGCCUGGGGCCGUUACGCGCAAGUCACUAACAACCCUGAGAACGAUGGCUGUUUGAACGCGGUUCUUCUGGUGUAG